Messenger RNA from Cricetulus griseus (Chinese hamster), 2958 nucleotides. The record is from RefSeq and is a predicted model, not a curated record. NCBI's taxonomy places the organism in Eukaryota, Metazoa, Chordata, Mammalia, Rodentia, Cricetidae.
CAUCCACAGGAUCGAGGAGGGACACCUGGCCGUGUACUACAGGGGCGGAGCCUUACUAACUAGCCCCAGUGGACCAGGCUAUCAUAUCAUGUUGCCUUUCAUUACUACGUUCAGAUCUGUGCAGACAACACUACAAACCGAUGAAGUUAAAAAUGUGCCUUGUGGAACAAGUGGUGGAGUCAUGAUCUAUAUUGACCGAAUAGAAGUGGUUAAUAUGUUGGCUCCUUAUGCAGUGUUUGACAUUGUGAGGAACUACACUGCAGAUUAUGACAAGACUUUAAUCUUCAAUAAGAUCCACCAUGAGCUGAACCAGUUUUGCAGUGCCCACACACUUCAAGAAGUUUACAUAGAAUUGUUUGAUCAAAUAGAUGAAAACCUGAAGCAGGCACUGCAGAAGGACUUAAAUGUCAUGGCCCCAGGUCUCACUAUCCAGGCUGUGCGUGUUACAAAACCAAAAAUCCCAGAAGCCAUAAGAAGAAAUUUUGAGUUAAUGGAGGCAGAGAAGACAAAACUUCUUAUAGCUGCACAGAAACAAAAGGUUGUGGAGAAAGAAGCUGAGACAGAGAGGAAAAGGGCUGUUAUAGAAGCAGAGAAGAUUGCACAGGUGGCAAAAAUUCGUUUUCAACAGAAGGUGAUGGAGAAAGAAACUGAAAAGCGCAUUUCUGAGAUUGAAGAUGCUGCGUUCCUGGCCCGAGAGAAGGCGAAAGCAGACGCUGAGUACUAUGCUGCGCACAAAUAUGCCACCUCAAACAAGCACAAAUUGACCCCGGAAUAUCUGGAGCUCAAGAAGUACCAGGCUAUUGCUUCUAACAGUAAGAUCUACUUUGGCAGCGAUAUCCCUAACAUGUUCGUGGACUCCUCUUGUGCUUUGAAAUAUUCUGAUGUUAGGACUGGAAGAGAAGUCUCCCAUCCCCCUGAGGAGGCUCUUGAACCCUCUGGAGAGAGCCCCAUCCAAAACAAGGAGAACACAGGUUGAUGCAAGAGGUGGAAAUGUUCUCCCAUAUCAAGAUGUGACCCAAGGGGCUAAGUGGGAACAGUGGUUAUGUGGACUCUUCAAAUUCACAGAGCAUUUGUGUUCUGUUGUGACUCUGUUGUCAUAGUCCUGGUUUGCCAGCUGACUGCAGGGUAGGACCAGCUGUCUGGCACUCAAAUGGUCUUUGCAGUCACAGUUUUAUCAAGUACCUUGUAUUUGUUCCUUUGUAAGCCAGCGCUCAUGAGUGAGGGAAAGUGAUGCUAAGAUACUGCCUGCACUGGGGUGUCAAACACUAUAUAACGAGCUGAGGUCUAUUGAAUAAUGUUUACAUUGGUCUCUGGGGACGUGUGUGCUCAGACAUUGAAGAGAAAGGAGGCCAGAGAAAGGACCACCCGAAGAUGGUAAGUUAAAGAAGACUGUGACACUUGAGACCCAGGUUCUCUUUAAAGUCCUGUUCCAGCAUUCCUCCAUGUGAUUAACAGCCGGGCCUCUGGGUUCCUAGGCAAUGAUCUUCCAGUUGAGCAACCAUUUACUUGACACAAAUUGUACCUUUCUGUUUUCCUACAGUCAGGUUGGUGGUCUACAGGGACACACACUUUGCCACCCAACCAGAGGUUUCUUGCAGAGAUUCCUGAUCACUAGUUUAUUGCAUUAGUAAACUCAGAGAUCAAGAAAGCAGCUGGAAUUUAAGGGAAAUAAAACCUGCACUGCACCAAAGCUGUGGGGCCCUGUGUUUCCUCUAUUGGGUGAUGAUGUUAGCAUCACUUCCCAGCCCAUGUGUGACUAAAGUGCUUGGUUUUAGCCACAGACAACUACUUAAAUGUCACAUCUUGGCUGAGCAAAGUUGGGACAAGGGUUUAACCUGACAUAGGAGCAAUGUGCAAUCCCUAAUUCACUGCACAGUAUUAUAAUUGCAGGACAUUUGUAUUUUAAAACUGGAUUUGGGGAACAUUCAUUUGCCCCAGCACUUCUAGCAAAAGGCCAAGGUUCUAGGGCUGCCAUGGUUGCUAACACACUGAGUCUCCUUAAAGUCGUUCACAAAGUGUGGAACCAAGUAACCCAGAGAGCAUACUCGGCCAUCUUUGUAGCCCUCCCUCUGACCCCAGGAUGCUGGUAUCAAAGUUGCUUUUCCAACUUUCACCUCUAGGAAAUCAGAAUUCCACUGACUUUCUGGGCAGCCAUUGAAUUUAUUUUCUGUAAGAGUUAACCUGUGGCUACAGGAGAUCUACUUCAUCUUGACUUUUUCCUCCUAUCACAUGAACUUUCCUGGAACAUUACGCUGCACAGGUAGACCUGAGUCUGCCCAGCUUGUUGACAGCUCUUGUGUAUACUGUGUUGAAGCCAGACGGAAAAGAAAUGGGGCCACUUCCUGAAAACUCUCAACCGUUGCCCACAACAGCUGAAGGGUUGUGCCAAACAUUUUCUUGGGAAAGGAAAGCCCGGAUUUGAAUGGGUCUUUCCCCCAGGCCUUAUAGUGUAGAGGCAUUUGUAAUAUGGAGAAAAUAAUUUUCUCAUUUCAUUAUAUAAAUUACCCUUAAAUGACUUUGGUGUUCUUUAGCCCUUGUUAUAAGAAUUUUUGAACUGCAUAACUAUACCUGUCAUAUUGUUGCUGCGGAUAAGUAAUGAUUGCCGUGGGAUAUCUGGAUCAUUGAGCUUUAUGCUUUCAUUUCUAGAGAUGUUUCUUAGUGAAAGGCUGUUGCCCCAAAGUGAUGGCUCUGGGUUUUCUUCCCAGCCACAGGCCCUGUUGGCUGGGUUGAGGAACAGGGAGGGAAGUACCAUUGUCAAAGAUUAAAGAAAGCACUUCCAGUUGAGCUCCCUAUGGGGUGACCUUCCCUGUACCUGCCCACUCAGUGAACUAAGUCUGGCCAUCCUUCAGGGAUGUUCCUUUUGGUAAAUAUACACUGUAAUCUUUAAGUCUAAAUUUAUAUGUGAAAGCUACCUUUUUAAAAAUAAGAACCUAAAUAAAAUUAUUUUCCUACCAGUGA